AUGACCCUCCAUACGGGAAGUCUCUCUCAAAUCUUUAGUGCUUUCCUUUACUCCAGGACCAACUUACGACAUGUAUUGGAAAGGAAAGACAAGAAAACAUGUCUCCAAUUUACGACUAGAGCAUCUACCUCCUGCAGAAUGCGGCUCUACACUUCUCUCGCAGCUUGCUUUCGCCGCUUCUUGCUCACUUGUAUGCAGAGGUUGCAGGAAUGUUGCGCUUCUAAGUCACCCAUCAUCGGUGUCAUUGUCUUUUUCUAUCGGGUAGACCGCAUAAAAAAACACUUUCCUUCUCCUUUCCUUGUCUUCCAGUUUCAAUUGCAACUUUUUCACAACUUUUUUCAAAUGGCUUAUGAACGUCCUCCAGGACCACCUCCAUCUGGUUAUGAGGACCAGGCUCCUCCUUAUCAAGAAAAGCCCGAGCCAUCACAAAACUAUGACGAAGCCUUCAAAAUAGAAAAACCAAGGUUUAAUGACGUUCCAUUCACCAUUCUCUUUCUCUUGGUUGUGGCUGGGUUUUUUGUCGUGGCUGGAAUCACCCUCCAUGCCAUGAGAUCCACAUGGGAUUUUCAAGGGUCCUCCAUCUACGACACGCAAAAUUAUUUCACCUUGAACGCCAACACAGCAGUUCUUUUUGGCUUUGUUAUAGUGAUUUCGGUUGUCUUUUCGUUUUUGAUCAUCCUAGUGGCCCGUUUCUGGGCCCGCAUGUUCAUUACGCUCGGUCUAAUUUUAAAUGUGGUAUUGGGCUUGGCCACGGCCAUCUACUAUUUCACCACCCACUACUACUCUGCAGCAAUUGUUUUCCUUGUCUUCACCUUGAUCACUGCUUGGGCGUACUGGUCUGCCCGGCUGCGAAUCCCUUUCAGUGCCACUGUGCUUGAAAUCACCAUUGAUGUCAUGAGAAGAUACAAGUCCACGCUCAUGGUGUCAUUUUUGGGCAUAGUCGUGACAGGAGCAUUUUCUACGCUUUUUCUUAUGGUCAUUGUGGCCACUUAUAUUAAGUAUGACCCGAACGAAAACAACCCAGGAUGUAACAUUGACGGUGGUUCUUGCACAAAGGGCAAAUUGAUUGGGCUCCUUGUGUUUGUGUUUUUCGCUGGCUAUUAUAUCUCCGAGGUCCUUAAGAACAUUAUUCAUGUCACCAUUGCUGGAAUCUAUGGAACAUGGUACUACUUGGCGGGGUCGGACCAAGGUGAGCCCAAACAUCCAGCUUUGGGAGCUUUCAAGCGAGCAAUGACGUACUGCUUUGGCUCUAUUUGCGAAGGUUCGCUUAUUGUUUCACUUCUCCAGUUACUUAGGCAAUUCAUCCGCAUAUUGAGAAGCAAUGCUUUGGGCGACAACGAUAUGUGUGCUGCCUGUGGAUAUUUGAUUCUAGAUUGGAUCAUGGGUUUUGUUGAGAUGAUGGUGCGCUACUUCAACCACUAUGCGUACAUCUACAUUGCUCUUUAUGGCAAAAAAUACACCAAGGCAGCAAAGGAAACAUUCCAACUUCUCCGUUUCAAGGGCAUGGACGCUUUGGUCAAUGACUGUUUUAUCGGAACAUCCAUCCAUUUGUUUUCUCUUUUCGUUGCGUAUGUGGUGGCACUUUUCACGUACAUCUACUUGAGAUAUACAAAGCCAGCCUACAAUCAAGACGGAGGCUACUAUGCUCCGCUUGUUGCUUUUGGCUUUGUCGUUGCCGGCCAGGUGACCCGUAUAUCGUUGACGGUGAUUGAUUCGGGUGUCUCAACGUUUUUUGUGGCUUUGGCCAAGGACCCAGAGGUUUUCCAAAUGACAAACAGAAACCGCUUUGAUGAGAUUUUCCGCAAUUACCCACAGGUGUUGAACAAGUUGCUUUCCAACGACGAUAAUCACUAUCAGAACCAAAACCUGUAUAAUUCUCCCCAACAGCCAUACUACCAACAGCCCCAGUAUGGUCGGGUUUAA
This is a messenger RNA of Clavispora lusitaniae ATCC 42720, 1923 nucleotides long. RefSeq lists its product as uncharacterized. Gene Ontology annotation, cellular component: plasma membrane. The record is from RefSeq and is a predicted model, not a curated record. Gene Ontology annotation, molecular function: transmembrane transporter activity. Lineage: Eukaryota; Fungi; Ascomycota; Pichiomycetes; Serinales; Metschnikowiaceae. Gene Ontology annotation, biological process: transmembrane transport.